This is a messenger RNA of Rhagoletis zephyria (snowberry fruit fly), 1536 nucleotides long. RefSeq names its product dnaJ homolog subfamily C member 16 l(3)80Fg (gene l(3)80Fg). Lineage: Eukaryota; Metazoa; Arthropoda; Insecta; Diptera; Tephritidae. The record is from RefSeq and is a predicted model, not a curated record.
CAAACAUUUAUACAUAUUUUUGACAGGCAUCCUGAUAAAAGUGAACAUCCAGAGGCUAGCACAGUAUUUGUUAAAAUCAAGCAGGCAUACGAGUUACUGAGUGACGCUGAUCGCCGCCGAAUCUACGACCAACAUGGAAUACUCAAUGAAGACUCCUAUUAUUUUCCACCGAAAAGCGAUCUGAACAAAGGUCGUUCUUCAUCAGAUCAAUUUGAAAACUUUUUUGGAAACCAAUUCAGUGGCGACAAUGAUAUUAGUUUCUAUCACAAAAUCUCCAUAAGCGGAAAAAACUAUGACAAAAAAGUAGUUUCAAAAAGCAAAACCAUACCACACCUUGUGAUUUUCUAUAAUGACUGGUGUUUUCGUUGCACGCGACUAAUAAGCUCUUUUAAAAAGCUUAUCAACGCUUUGGAACCAUUAGGCAUUUAUUUUGCGGCGGUUAAUGCAGCGUAUGAACCUCUUUUAGUAAAAAAGUCGGGCGUGAGUGAUAUACCUAGUGUGAUACUAGUACUCGAUGGACAUAGUUACGUAUAUCGAGAAAAUAUUUAUACAUUGGCCAAAAUUAAAGAAUUCGUAAGGAAAAAAAUGCCCCAUUCAAUAACCCAAAGAAUCGAUGACAACAAUGUGGAUGAAUUUUUGGGAGGCUGGAUGGAUAACCGCGUCCGUGCGCUGGUUUUUGAACCUAGAAACCGGACAAGAUUGCGAUAUUUACUAAGUGCGUACGCUUUUCACCAUAGAGUUGCAUUCGGAUUAGUUCACUUAAAUAGCAGUACAAGUUUACAAAUUCAAAUUCGAUAUGAAGUUAGCACAAUCCUGGAUACUCUUCUCGUAUUUAAUGAGGACUUCCACAGGCCUUUAGCCACGAUUUCCCUGCCUGAGAUUCCCGUUAAAACUUUAAAUCAAAUCAUAUCAUCAAAUCAAUAUCUAAUGCUACCAAGACUCUCAUCGCAACAAGUUAUGGAAGGGGUAUGUCCAGCGGAAUGGAGCCGUCCUCGAAAACGUUUAUGUGUUAUUCUUAUUACCGAAAACAAUGACUCAUACAAUCACGCUCGUAUUAAUUUCCGAAAUAUUGCUCUUCAGACUGAAUACAGUAAAGAGAGAGUUAGAUUCGCUUAUAUGUUCAAGAAUAAACAAAUUGAUUUCAUUAACGCGAUCUCCAAAGGAGCUGAAACAAAUCAAGUCUAUCAAAUUGUAAUUAUUUGGCGGUGCGAUCAAACUCAUUUAAAAUAUGAAUGGAUAAAGGUAGCCCAGCUUAACAUGGAAUCGAACCUAUAUGAUUCAAAUGAAUAUGUUAUAAACGUCACAAAACGGCACCUCGACAAAACAAUACAAAGGCUCUUAAAAGCAGGUGAGGCCUUCAGAUUCGAAGCUUUUGUUGAGAACCUUUUUGAUGAGCAUUCACAAACUUUCAUCAAUAAAUGGCUAGCUAAAUUCGGAUAUUUAUGCGAAUAUUUGAUUGACCACCUGGAAAAACAACAUAUCCUCGCCAUGUUAUCUCUCAUUGGAACAGUCGUGUUCAUGUUUNUAAAUGGCUAG